Molecule: messenger RNA, 542 nt
Organism: Perca fluviatilis (European perch)
Lineage: Eukaryota; Metazoa; Chordata; Actinopteri; Perciformes; Percidae
Product: E3 ubiquitin/ISG15 ligase TRIM25-like
Exons: 2
Coding region: 111-542 (143 amino acids)
Source: RefSeq, a predicted model, not a curated record
ACAACAGCGUAUCACAUGCUGUUAUUACAUCAGAGCUCAGACUAGUUUCAUUUCUCAGGAAGUGAGACACAAGACAGUCAGACAGUCGUUGUCACUGAGCGAGAGGUGAAAUGGCGCAGAAAGGAGUUCAGCUGGACCGGGAAACCUUCUCUUGUUCCAUCUGUCUGGAUCUACUGAAGGAUCCGGUGACUAUUCCUUGUGGACACAGCUACUGCAUGAACUGUAUUAAAGGCUUCUGGGAUGAAGGGGAUGAGAAGGGAAUGUACAGCUGCCCUCAGUGCAGGCAGAGCUUCACACCGAGGCCUGUACUGGUGAAAAACACCAUGUUGGCAGCUUUAGUGGAGGAGCUGAAGAAGACUGGACUCCAAGCUGCUCCUGCUGAUCACUGCUAUGCUGGAGCUGAAGAUGUGGCCUGUGAUGUCUGCACCGGGAAAAAACUCAAAGCCAUCAAGUCCUGUCUGCUAUGUCUGAUCUCUUAUUUUAUACAUUUUGGUCCAACAAAGUUCAAACUCCCGUCUCAGGUCCUGAGUCCUCCAGAGUAG